Tripterygium wilfordii is the source of this 1756-nucleotide messenger RNA. Its product is annotated as ethylene-responsive transcription factor CRF4-like. Gene Ontology annotation, biological process: regulation of DNA-templated transcription. Bases 395 to 1444 code for a protein of 349 amino acids. The transcript has a single exon. Gene Ontology annotation, molecular function: DNA binding; DNA-binding transcription factor activity. NCBI's taxonomy places the organism in Eukaryota, Viridiplantae, Streptophyta, Magnoliopsida, Celastrales, Celastraceae. The record is from RefSeq and is a predicted model, not a curated record.
CAACUCUGGUACUUCUCUCCCAUCUUUAUUCUCUCUCUCAUUUUUCUUCCUCCACAUUCGCCAUUCCUCCUCCAUCUUGUUUCCAUUCACACUCCAUUGUUACUCUGUUUUUCGGUCUUUUCUACUGGAUCUUCCAUUGUUGGUCGACCGUAAGGCUUGUGUACGUAGCCUUUGUGAGUCUCUUAUCUUAUUCCCAACCCAAAUCGUUAAAAUCUUUUUGGGGGUUUUGCAAGGUUUAUGUCUGUUUGGUUUUUCUCCUUUUUCUCUCCGCUUUUGUCUGUGAGAGUUUCUUUACCUUUUACUGUGGCCUUAUUAUUCCCUGAUUUUCAAGAUCUUCAUCUGCGAUGCUGAUAGCGAUUUUUUGAGAAAGAAAAUCAGUAUUCCAGAUUGAAAAAUGGACCAAAACAUUCUGUGCCCAAUCAAGUACACAGAACAUCGACAUGUUACCAAAAAGUUCAGAAAGCCCUCUUUGAAACCCAGAAAGUUUUCCGAUGACCGGAACCCAGGGGACCAAAUACCCAGAGUCCUGCGGAUAUCGGUAACCGACCCAGAUGCGACGGACUCAUCCAGCGAUGAAGAAGAAAAUUUCUUUGGUCGUCAGCGAGUGAAGCGAUAUGUGAACCAGAUUAACAUCGAAGCCAGCUGUAAAGCAAGUAGUACAGUGGUCGCCAAUGGAAGGAAGAGAACUGCUACCGAGACACCGUCUCGUCAACUAGUCAAAGUUCAGACGACAGAGACAACAAAUGGCAGGAAGUUCAGAGGAGUACGACAACGGCCUUGGGGUAAAUGGGCGGCUGAGAUUCGCGAUCCGGCGAGACGUGUACGGCUGUGGUUAGGGACUUACGACACGGCGGAGGAGGCGGCCAUGGUGUAUGAUAAUGCCGCGAUUAAACUGCGAGGACCAGACGCUCUGACAAACUUCGUGACACCUCCGGCAAGAGACGAAGAGAAGCCGAGUUCAGUUGAUUCCGGUUACGAAUCAGGCGAUGAGUCCCAAUCUCACAAUCUCUGUUCCCCAACUUCUGUUCUUAACUUUAGGAGUUCUCAGACUACUGAAGAGGAAGAACCACAAAAGCCCCAAAAGUCAGUAGAACUAUCGGUUCAGACUAAACCGGUGGAGGACCUCAAACCGGUAAAGGAAGAGCCUAUGGAGUAUCAAGGGGAGAGCAGUAUUUCCGAUGAAAUCGGAAACUACUUUCCGAUUGGUGAGGAGUUACCAUUCCUUGACGACUUCUUCAACUUUCCGACUUCGGAACCGUUGUUCUUCGACGACCCAUCUCCGGCACCGAUGCUUCAAGAAAGCAUAUCCGAUGAAGAUUCGGGUGAUAUUUUCCUUGACACGCCCAUUGAUUUUGGGUUAUCGUCCUCAUUGUCGUUGUACCAAGACGACUGUUUCCAAGACAUUGGGGAUUUAUUCUUCUCAGAACCGCUUGUGGCUCUUUGAAUGUGAGAGUGAGAUAGUACUGUGUUCAUGGUGGUAGUGAUGGUCACCGCUUCUGGCUUGCCGGAAGAUUGGCGGAUUUUGUAACGGCGGUGACUUUAAGUUUCGGCUAGUUUUGUUUUUAUUAUUAAGUGUUUUUUUUUUUGCAUCAUUAAUAUUAAUAUUAUUUAUGUAGUUAAUUAUCUCCGUUAGAAUUUAACGGAAUAAUGAGUGAAGUUUUGGUAGAAGAGCAUGUGCCUUAUUUUCAAUAAUUAGAAGACUUCUUAAGGGUGUAUGAGUUUGAGAAGGCAAUGAAUCCUAUAAUCCAUUUCCUUA